AUGUCUAACGAAGAAAAUAUUGAUAUGUUUCAAAAUUUCUUUCAGCAUAUAUCGGCCGUUCAUGAGGACGCUCAAACCCGCGUGACUGCUUUAUUUUCUCAAAUUAGACAAGAAGCCCUUGCUAUUUUCAACCAAAAUGUCCUAAAAGCUAUUGAUAAAAAGCCUAUUAAUUCUCAACAAGCUGAUAAAUCCCCAGCUAAAACACCUGAAACAUGCCAGCCGAAACGUAAAGAGGAAGCAAAAAAGCUGAAGCGAAAACAAAAGCAACACAAGCAAGAGCCUCCUACAAUUAAAAUUGAUGAUACAGAUUCCCCAGAAGAAGCUAUUGAUGAAAACGAGCCGCCGGUUUCCCAAAAAAUUUAUGAGUGCUUAACCAAAACCCCGCAAUCUAAAAAAUACUUCGCUAAAAAAACUGGUGCAAAGGUUAGUACAGAGAAUGUCCCUAUUAAACGCAAACGGGAUAAUUCAAUACUUGAGGAAUUUGAAGUUAAAUAUAUUGCUCCUAUUAAAAGAAAAGUAGCAGAAUUAAUCAAAGCAGGAGUUUCUUCAAAAGUAAUUGCAAAAUUGUACAAUAUCAGUCCAAUUUGUGUAGAGGCAAUUGGAAACUGAAAAAAUUGCAGAGCAGCAUCCUUAUUAGCAUUAAGUUAGAUUAUUUAAAAGCUCACAGUAGCACCCACAGGUGCGCAUCUCCAUCUUGCUUCGUUGAGCCACCUCCCGUGGGGGUUAAAUCCUCUCCACCUAUGCUCGCGUCGAACGGAGAGUGGAGUGGGUUGGAUUACCUACUCAGAAUUCCAAAACUGGAAUUUCUGGCUGACUCUCGGAAAAAGCGUUAAACUUAAGCCCAGGGGCAUAAUUCUUAAUGAUUUGUUACCUAAUAGCCUUAGAAGGCUUUGCUAGGCUUUCCCCUUUCCCUUUCCAACUCCAAGCUUUCCUUCCCCCAAACUAAAAACCAACCUGAAAAGCGGACUAAGACUAGGCCCUAAACGUAUUAUGAUUAGUUGCCUAUCAUAGCUGUCCAUACCUAGACUCGCAAAGCCUUGCAGGAUAUAAUUAUAGUAUUGUCUCAGCCUGGCCUUCCAGCCAUGUAGCUUCGAGAACAUAUUUCAAUUAUCUCAGAGCAACUUCCUCAAACAGCAAAAUUAAGAUGAGAGACCAAAUUAUGAAGCUUCAUUCAGAAGGACAGGGCGUAAAAGAAAUAGCCAAAACUCUUAAUAUUUGGCAAAAUAUUGUCAGAGAUUAUUUAGGAGAAAUCCCUAUAAACUCUUUGUCGAGAAAUAACCAUGUGAAAAAAAUUUUAAUAGACAAAAUAAAAGCUGGAGUGGCUGAGAGCCAACUGUCAAAUCUUACUGGAAUUUCUAUCAAGAACUUAAGCGCAUGGAGGAGCAAGCCUCAAGCAGAAUGAGUUGAUGAAGAUACAAUUCAGUCUGAUGGAGAAACUGGACGAGAAGAAAUUAGAGAAGCCCUUUAUUGUCAUUUAAUUGGCAAUGAUGGAAAUGUAUCAAUAACGAAUAAAAAGGAAAAAAUAUCUCGCUGGUUAAGUUUGAUUUCUGAUGAUAAUCAACACUUAAAAUAG
Messenger RNA from Blepharisma stoltei, 1573 nucleotides. NCBI's taxonomy places the organism in Eukaryota, Ciliophora, Heterotrichea, Heterotrichida, Blepharismidae. The record is from the annotation of a GenBank genome assembly.